Molecule: messenger RNA, 2899 nt
Organism: Suncus etruscus (white-toothed pygmy shrew)
Lineage: Eukaryota; Metazoa; Chordata; Mammalia; Eulipotyphla; Soricidae
Gene: ZFR2
Product: zinc finger RNA binding protein 2
Cellular component (GO): precatalytic spliceosome
Molecular function (GO): double-stranded RNA binding; zinc ion binding; single-stranded RNA binding
Source: RefSeq, a predicted model, not a curated record
AUGGCGGCGAGCAAGCGGCUGUGCUCCGCGCUGGGCCCCGGCCCGCAGUGCAGGUACCUGCCCGCGCGGUCCGACCCUCUUCGCGGGGAACCGCGGUCGGCAUCUCAGCCGCGACCCCGAGUGGCGUCCGUCGGGGCUGGGGCUCGGCGCCUCAGGCCCGCACACCCCCUGCCUUGCCGCAGCCCUGGGAAGGAUCGUAACUCACUCCUGGACCCAGAUACGCAGCCGUGUCUUUGGCCACCAGCUCAGCCACGACCACAGCCCGAGAUGCCGCCCCCACCCACCCCAAAGCCUCUGGACUCGCGCCCAUGGGGCAGCUGCACCAAAAGAUCUUCCAUUCCAGCUGCCAACAGGCUGCAGAGCUGGACUGGUGGAUCCAGGCUGCCCCCGGCCCACUUCUGUGAGGUCUGCAAAGUCAGCUGCGCAGGCGCCCAGACCUACCGGGAGCAUCUGGAGGGUCAGAAGCACCGGAGGAAGGAGGCACAGCAGAGCGCUGCAGCCGCAAGCCAAGACCCCCUGCACUGCAACCUAUGUUCUGUGUCCUGCACCGGGGCCGCUGCCUAUGCCGCCCACCUCCGUGGCGCCCGGCACCGGAAGGUGCUCAGGCUGCACAACAGACUGGGGAGGCCCGUUCCCCACACAGCCCCAGCCCCUGCCAGCCCCAGCAGGCGCUCCCCAAGCCGGUCACCAUCACCCAAGAGAACAGUGGCCUCGAAGGUCACGCUUGUGGGGCCACCCGAAGCACAUCCGUGCAGUCGCAGGUCUCCUGAGUCCAGAGAAUGGGCCACCCUCGGAGGCUCUGCGGAAGCUUCUGGAAGCAACUGUGACUCACCACCCGUGGGCCCUGAGUAUGUGGAAGAGGUAUGCAAUGACGAAGGCCGAGUGAUCCGCUUCCACUGCAAGCUGUGCGCCUGCUCUUUCAAUGACAGCAAUGCCAGGGACAUGCAUGUGCGGGGCCGGCGCCAUCGGCUGCAGUACAAGAAAAAAGUAGACCCGGAUCUGCCGCUGGCACUGAAGCCGAGCAGCCGCACGAAGCGUCUCCUGGAGGAGAAACUGCGUAUGCAGCGGCAGGUGGCCCGGCAGCGGCUAGAAGGCAUGAGGCGCUGGUACAAUGAGAUGAGACUCUCGGAUGCCUGCAAGAGGCGGAUGGAGCAGCAACUGCAGGCCCAGGACGAGCCAGCCACAUGCUCAAUGCCCGUCUGCCCCCUGUCUUCCCCGGGCAGUCUAGGGGAGUCAGUCACCAAGGCCACAACAGCCAGGCCCCAGCGGCGCACCACGUCCCACGAUGAUCGGCAUGUGAUGCACAAGCACGCGGCCAUCUACCCCACCGAGGCUGAGCUGAUGGCUGUGCAGCGGGCCGUGGGCCACAUCGAGCAAGCACUCAAGCUGGUGUCAGACGCGCUGGCUCGGGAGCAGGAACGCAACGCCAGCCCAGAGCCCGAGGGCAGCAGCAGCUCGGACGCCUCAUUCCGGAUCCUCAAAGGUGUGAUGCGGGUGGGCCUUCUGGCCAAGGGCCUCCUCCUGCGGGGUGACCGCAAGGUGCAGCUCAUCGUGCUGUGCUCGCAGAAGCCCACGCGCACUCUGCUGCGGAAGGUGGCAGAGCAGCUGCCCCAUGAGCUCCCGGUUGUGACAGAUGACAGAUAUGAGGUGACCUCUGAUCCCGAGACAGAUGUUGUCAUCUCGUCCUGUGAGGAACCCAGGGUGCAUGUGGUGGUGUCUGUCACCUCAGCCCUGAUGCGAGAGGAGGCCACUGCCCAUGGAGAAGGAUCUGAAGCACCCGAGCCCGACCCGGAUGUCCUGAGCCCAGAGCAGUGCCUGCAGUCGCUGGCCGCGCUCCGCCAUGCCAAGUGGUUCCAGGCCCGCGCCAGUAGCCUGCAGCCCUGCGUCAUUGUCAUCCGGCUCCUCCGAGACCUGAGCAGGCGCGUGCCCACCUGGGGCGCCCUGCCUGACUGGGCCCUGGAGCUGCUGGUGGAGAAGGCGCUGAGCAGCGCGGUUGGGCCGCUGAGCCCAGGGGACGCUGUCAGGCGCGUCCUGGAGUGCGUGGCCUCGGGGACCCUCCUGCGAGACGGGCCUGGACUGCAGGACCCCUGCGAGAAGGAGCAGAUGGACGUUCUGGGAUCCAUGAGCCUGCAGCAACGGGAAGAUAUUACCUCCAGCGCCCAGCACGCCCUGCGGAUGCUGGCCUUCCGGCAGAUCCACAAGAUCCUGGACAUGGACCCUCUGCCACCCCCCAAAUUCAGGCUGGGGGCACGCUUCCGGAAGAGGCUGCGCCAGGCCAUGGAGGACCCAGCCCCGGAGAGGGCAGAGGGGUGCCCGUGAGUGGUCGGCGGGCCCCUCUGGGACUGACCAGAACUGACCAGACCUGGCAUACAGCAGCUCACCAGUGUUUAGACCCUUAAAGUGGAUCAUAUGUCCCACCCCACAGCACCUCCAUACUCUCUGCCUGCCUGGUUUCUUUUUUAGGGGGGUUGAGGCCAUACCUGGUGAUGCUCAAGGGUCAAAAUUGGGUGGGAGGGGCCACUCCUGACUCCCAAACCCAGUAGCUGACAAUCACAGGGCCAGCCCGCCCAGGGGUGUCUAGUGCUGGGAAGGAGCAGGGCCAGGGCUAGAGGUGUUAUCUGUCCCCCACCCCAGGACACCAGCCCUGACCACUGAGUGCCUUCCACAUUACAGGAGGGGGUUGCGGGUUCGCCCAUCACUGACCCAGGCCAGCAGCAGUGUGCCCAGGCAUGGGGCAUGCAGGGCUGGUGGGGAUGCAGGGGCACCCGCUGGGCACUCACCCACUUCUCUGCCCCAGACCCCAUUUCUUUGGCUCGGGCUGCAGGAGUGCAGGGUGUGGGAGGCAACCAGGCCCCACAAUGGGACUGGGCGGGAAAUAAAAUGCUGCUCAUCCUCUGCA